Messenger RNA from Nicotiana attenuata, 6068 nucleotides. Its product is annotated as protein ROS1-like. The record is from RefSeq and is a predicted model, not a curated record. NCBI's taxonomy places the organism in Eukaryota, Viridiplantae, Streptophyta, Magnoliopsida, Solanales, Solanaceae. The transcript has 20 exons. Gene Ontology annotation, molecular function: DNA N-glycosylase activity; 4 iron, 4 sulfur cluster binding; DNA demethylase activity. The coding region runs from base 364 to 5775 and encodes 1803 amino acids. Gene Ontology annotation, biological process: base-excision repair.
CAGUAAUUAAAAGAACACUAUAAAUAUAUUAAUAAUGGUUAUUUUUUUGUAGUUUACCGAGAAAGAAAUUAUCGGUUCAAAGAGCUUUUGUUCCAGUCUAUGAAUAAUGCCUUGCCGUUUCUGUUUGGUCUUUUUCCUACUUUCCCUCACUCUCUUUAAUGGUAUACUCUGCUUCUAUGAGAUCUCCGUCAAUUAUCCAUUUCUCAGGAUAAUUUCAUAAAAUAAAAUUGGUCCUGAAGAAUUAAUAAUCUUCUCUAAGUCCUGGACAAGGUUGAGUUUUCUCAUAAAAAAUUGUUUAUGUCAAAUUGAAGAAGAUAAAGGGGAGAAAAGAUUGGAUUUUUACCAGUUUUCCAGAGCUGCAAAAUGGAUGUAGGCCAAGGCAGCUCGAUUGAAGAAAUUAAGGAUUUACAGACCAACACUUCAUGGAUUCCAGCAACUCCGGGGAAGCCAGGUUUUGCGGCAUUGCCACCAAUUAGCAAGUAUAGGCAGGAAAACCAGCCAGCUCAAGUUGAUUGGUUGGAGUUGCAGAUGAAAAAAGCAGAAGCAGCAGCGGCACAUGCUGCUGGCGCCACAGCCGAAGCUCAAAAUGCAGCUGCUUACAAUGGUUCAACAAGUUCAGUAACAGUAGAUCGGUGCUUCACCACCUGGGAAGCUGCUGUAGGCACAAAAUCGGAAAUGUCUGGAGGUGGUAUAAAGAUGAGCAAUAACUUCUCUAGUGAUAACGUAGACAUGUGGACUAAUGUGUCUUUCGGAGAUCUCUUGGCGAUGGCACAUGCUGCUGGCACCACGCCCGCAGCUGGAAAUGCAAAAGAUGAUACAGCUUAUAGUGCCAGGAGUUAUUUCAAACCACUCGUCAGUUCUCAGAGUGCAGAUGGAAGCUCCACUUUUCCCAGCUCCCCUUUCAACUCGAAUUCACCCCUAAGAAUGACGGAUGCAAUCUUGAGCAACGUCCCAUUCCAGCUCGAACCAGUAACACCAGAUCUGAUCAAGAGUAAAGGGCAAGCAUCUAAUGCGUCAAACCUAGACAUUAAUGUUACUACAUUACCAAGAGGUGUACAGUCAAAUGAAGAUACAAUACAGAGAGCUGAAGCAAAUGAACUCCAACAGAGCAGAGAGCAGUCGGAGCUGGUCUUAAAUCAAUCAGAAUUGCAGGAGAAUCACAAGUUUGACAUGGAAGGCAAACAGGAUAGUGAACUGAAUAAUACAACACCAGAGAAAAAACCAAGAAGAAGAAAACACAGGCCCAAGGUGGUUGUAGAAGGCAAGCCUAAAAGGUCUCCUAAACCAAGAACCGAAAAGCAGGCUGGUUCAUUGGAGACAAAAACAGAAAAGAGGAAGUAUGUCCGAAGAAACAAGGUUGGCAGCCCUGCACCCACUUCUGCUGAAGAGGUAAACAAUACAAUUGAUGAGGGAAAGACUCCUAGUUCCAAAGAAACACCACAAGCAAAGAGGAAGUACGUCAGAAGAAAUCAAGUUAAGAAGAGCACAGAAAAACCCUCUGAAGAGGGGAGCAGUGGAACAACUGAUCCGAAAAAGGUUUCUCCUCCUAGAAAAUCCUGCAAGAGAACGUUGAAUUUUGAAUUUGAAAGACAAGCAAGUGAUGAACACUCAUCAUACAGGCCCUCAACUUUGGAUUUGCAUGCAAAUCAAACCGAAUCAACUGCACAAUGUGUACAGUCUGCACAACUUGGACAAGGUAUGGAAGGCCCCAAUGAAAAGACAGUAGUGGGAACAACUUAUAACAUCAACUGUUCCCUGAACCAGGAGCUGAGAAAUUACUUGUCACAGCAUGAAGUGCAAUACCUUAGUUCUCCAUCUCUGGACAAGGUUGGCUGGAAUCAUGAUGAAGUCAUGGUUGGUAAUCAAAAUGAAAGCACAAGAGGAAAUUAUAGAAUCAAUUUUUCAGAUUUAACUCGUGAUAAACAGGCAAGCAUACUACAAAUGACACCACAGAGCCCGAAUUGUUCCAACUGCAGCAGCAGCACAUGCUUGCCACAUGGGAAAGGCUUGAAGAGACAGCGUUCAUAUAGAACUGACGAAGCACAAUUCUACAGCUUAAAUGCCAGAGGAGUGUAUUUCAAUUCCAUGCAGGCUUAUCAAGCAAUCCUUCCAGCAAACAAACCUGAAGUUUAUAGUAGCCUAGGGAUGCAUUGUCCUGCAAUUUACAAAAAAAAGAGAACAGAAGAGGGCCACAGCUCACCAGCAUCUUACAUUAAGCAUUUUACUAGCGAAAUUAACCAUGUGCUUUCAUCGCAGUGCAAUAUCAGUGGUUCCCCUAGCAACAAUUCUUCAACCAAUAUAGCCUACAACAGACUGCAGAACUCCGAUUUUGUGCCAGCAGUUGUGGAAGCAGAGAAGUUAAGGAAGAGGAGAUCAAAAGGCGCAACUCAAGUGCAUGAGUUAGCAUCUGUGCGUGAAAUUUACAAACAAUUUCAGACUUCUACAUCCAAAUACGCAACAAAAUGCAGACUUGGAGAAAGAUACAAGACUUCACAUCUAUCCAAUGCAUGCAUGGAAGCUCCAAUUGCGGACACCCGAGCACCGAUGAAGACAAAAAAGCAAUCAAAGAAAAGCACCUUUGUCAGCUCAACAGCUUCCAACAUGUACAUCCAUCAACAAUUCACAACAAAUGCAAGGGGUCCCCCGCCAGCUUUAACAUGGAGAGGCAUGUCUCCAAUUGAUGAAAUCGCAGAACACUUACAGCGUCUCGAUUUAAAUAGAGAAAGCAGCCAAAUUCAAGGUCAACAGGGAAGUGUCACCUACCACACCAAGUUUCAAGGGGAGAGUGCCCUUGUUCUUUAUCAAAGAGAUGGAAGUAUUGUUCCUUUCGGAAGUUCAUUGGUUAGGAAACGAAAACCACGGCCAAAAGUUGAUGUUGAUGAUGAGACUGAUAGGGUAUGGAAGCUUUUGCUGCAAAAUAUAAACAGUGAAGGCGUUGAUGGAACAGAUGAAGACAAGGCAAAAUGGUGGGAAGAAGAACGUAGAGUGUUUAAUAGUAGAGCAGACUCAUUUAUUGCGCGAAUGCGUCUUGUCCAAGGAGACAGGCGCUUCUCACCUUGGAAGGGAUCUGUUCUGGACUCCGUAGUUGGAGUAUUUCUUACACAGAAUGUUUCAGAUCACCUUUCCAGUUCUGCAUUCAUGUCACUCGCUGCUCACUUUCCUCUGAAGACAAAAAGCAGUACUCAGAAGCAUGAACGGAGAACAGCUAUCAUAAUUGAAGAACCUGAAGUGUGUGCAACAGAUCCCAUUGUUUCUAUCAGAUGGCAUGAAGAUCAAGCAAACCAGUCAACUCGAUGUCAGGAUUCCUGGAGAGUCUAUAAUACAGAUUCAAACGAAGAAAAAACAGCUGUCAACAGCUCUGAAUCAAGUGAAAAUAGCACACAUUGCAUACAGUCAGCAGAACAUUCUGUAAUUCUGCAAUCAGAUUCUUCUAGAGAAGGUUCAGAUCUGUAUCAUGAAUCAACACUUAUGGGUUUCAAAGAUAAAAAAGAAUUAAACGAUUUGCCUUCUUCUCCGAGUUCUGUAGUUUCUUCUGAGAACUCUGUGGUUAUUCAAACUUCAGAAAGAACUGACACAAGCAGCUUUUGCAGCUCCACUUCUUUUUUGAAGCUAUUACAGAUGGCAGGAACUUCAGGAGCACGAGGAACCACGUGCACUGAAUACUUACAAGAAGGUGGAAACUUCCCAGUCCUUAGCAAGGAACGUAGUGCCCUCGAACAAAGUGGAUCAUUGGUAGAAUGUGCAUAUCCAGAACUGUCCACAACACUGAGGAGUGAAACGUAUAUCUCAUGCAAUGACCCUCAAAAUAAGUUGGACAUAGAGACAGUUAAUAAUGCAGAAGUCAAUGCCAAACUACAGUUUCAAACUGAACAUAGAAAUUGCAAUGUACCCCAAGUUCCAGAAGCACCAACCUCUUCAGAAACCAAUAUAGAAGUCACAGAAAGGGCCAGCAUAGUUGUUGAUUCAUGUAAGUCUGAGCAAAGAGCUGUGGAGUCAAACUUGAAAAAUGUCAGUGAUCAUGCUUGUAGCAAAGUAGACAGUGUAAAUGACAAUCCUUCUAAAGCAAAAAAAGGACAGCUCGGGAAGGAGAAAGAGAACAUUGAUUGGGACAGCUUACGGUUAGAGGCCCAGGCCAACGGCAAGAAAAGAGAAAGGACAGCGAACACAAUGGACUCACUGGACUGGGAAGCAGUGAGGUGCGCAAACGUCAAUGAGAUAGCCCACACAAUUAAAGAACGAGGAAUGAACAACAAGCUGGCAGAGAGGAUCAAGAACUUUCUUAACCGGAUUGUCAGUGAACAUGGAAGCAUUGAUCUUGAAUGGCUGAGAGAUGUUCCACCAGACAAAGCAAAAGAGUAUCUAUUGAGCAUAAGGGGCUUGGGUCUGAAGAGCGUGGAGUGUGUGAGACUUUUAACACUUCACCACCUAGCUUUCCCAGUUGACACAAAUGUUGGGCGUAUUGCUGUUAGGCUAGGGUGGGUGCCCCUGCAGCCGUUGCCUGAGUCACUACAAUUGCAUCUUCUUGAGCUGUACCCAGUACUGGAGUCAAUCCAAAAGUACCUAUGGCCACGUCUCUGCAAGCUUGAUCAAAGAACAUUAUAUGAGCUACAUUACCAUAUGAUCACCUUCGGAAAGGUCUUCUGUACAAAAAGCAAACCCAAUUGCAACGCAUGUCCACUGAGAGGAGAAUGCAGACACUUUGCAAGUGCCUUUGCAAGUGCGAGGCUUGCCCUUCCCGUGUCGGAAGAAAAAAGCAUUGCGUCUGCAACAGAAAACAAAGCCUCUAACAACAAUCCAAGGGAAAACUUCACUCACCUGCCUCUGCCAUUACCUCCGGGUAAUCAACAACCAGUGGAGCAUCAGAAGUUGAUCAACUCAGCUCCUAUUAUUGAAGUGCCAGCAACACCAGAGCCCAUUGUUGAACUUCCUGCCACACCUGAGCAAGAGCAAAUACAAGCACCAGAAAUUGACAUAGAGGACAAUUACUUUGAAGAUCCUUGUGAAAUUCCUACAAUUGAAUUGAAUAUGGCAGAGUUCACUCAAAAUUUAAAGAAGUAUGUCGAAAACAAUAUGGAGCUUCAUCAGGUAGAAAUGUCGAAUGCCUUAGUAGCCUUAACUUCAGAAGCUGCAUCAAUUCCCAUGCCUAAACUUAAGAAUGUCAGCCGGCUGAGAACUGAACAUCAAGUAUAUGAACUUCCAGAUUCUCAUCCACUUUUGGAAGGGUUGGACAAACGAGAACCAGAUGAUCCUUGCUUCUAUCUUCUUGCUAUUUGGACACCGGGUGAAACAGCAAAUUCUUUUCAACCUCCAGAAACACAGUGCAACUCUCAAGAAUCUGGCAAACUAUGUGAAAACGAGACAUGUUCCUCAUGCAACAGCAUACGUGAAGCACAUUCUCAGACAGUAAGAGGGACUCUUCUGAUACCAUGUCGAACAGCUAUGAGAGGAAGCUUUCCACUCAAUGGUACCUAUUUUCAGGUCAAUGAGGUGUUCGCAGACCAUGACUCCAGCCUCAACCCAAUUAAUGUCCCAAGGGAUUGGCUGUGGAAUCUCCCACGGCGUACUGUCUACUUUGGAACCUCAAUACCGACUAUAUUCAAAGGACUAACCACAGAAAGUAUACAACACUGCUUUUGGAGAGGGUUUGUUUGUGUGCGGGGAUUUGAUCAGAAGACCCGAGCACCUCGACCGUUGAUGGCACGGUUGCACUUUCCAGCCAGCAAGCUAAACAAGACUAAAGGAAAAACAGAUGAAGACCAUGGAGCAGCACACUGAAUAUAGCUAUCCAGGUAAUCAUGCCAAACAAGCUAACAGCAUUCAAUAUCAUGCAGUUCUAAGCCAGAUGGUGAAAAGAAGAUAGGUAUUUUGUUAACUUAUAAAGUAGAAACGAAUAUGUGAUGAUAAUUUUUUUUUGUAAAUAACAGUUAUGAUGUUUCUUUAAAUAGCUACAAUAUAUUGAAUCAGUUUAUUCCUAUUUAGUUCGAUCGAAUUCUGUAAGAUAAUGGACUUACAGAGCCCAUUAUCUUACUUUUAAGUAUUAAUAGCCUGAACUGAACAAAGUUGUAAUG